This is a messenger RNA of Chrysoperla carnea, 2373 nucleotides long. It is a transcript of the gene bmm, whose product is annotated as 1-acylglycerol-3-phosphate O-acyltransferase Pnpla3. The record is from RefSeq and is a predicted model, not a curated record. NCBI's taxonomy places the organism in Eukaryota, Metazoa, Arthropoda, Insecta, Neuroptera, Chrysopidae. The coding region runs from base 187 to 2187 and encodes 666 amino acids. Gene Ontology annotation, biological process: lipid homeostasis; triglyceride catabolic process. Gene Ontology annotation, cellular component: membrane; lipid droplet; cytoplasm. Gene Ontology annotation, molecular function: triacylglycerol lipase activity. The transcript is spliced from 9 exons.
UUCAAACGAGGAAAGUUCUCUGCUUUGUAAAUAAAAUAUUUUUUGUUAUUUGUUUGUUUUUGUAAACAAAAACAUAACGAUUUAUAGAGAGCUGUCAAAUAAAAAGAAGAAAAACAAGUGAACAAAUUUAUUUUUUAAUGUGAAUUUGUGUUUUGUGAUAAUUAUAUUAUUUAUACGGAAAGAAAAAUGAAUUUAUCAUUCGCUGGAUGCGGAUUUUUGGGUAUCUAUCAUGUGGGUGUUGCUUGCUGUUUUCGACAAUAUGCUCCACAAUUAUUAUUGGAUAAAAUAUCAGGCGCAUCUGCUGGAGCUUUAGCAGCAUGUUGCCUGUUAUGUGACUUACCGUUAGGUAAGGCUUUAACAAUAUGUGACAUGACCAGUGAUGUACUAAGGAUAGCUUGUGAAGCGCGCACAUCUGUACUGGGACCUUUUCGUCCAUCAUUCAACAUUCAAAAUGCUUUAUUAGAAGGAAUUGAUGCUAUUCUUCCCGACGAUGCGCAUAUUCGAGUUUCUGGUAAAUUACAUAUAUCGUUAACACGUGUCUACGAUGGUAAAAAUGUCAUUGUCUCACAAUUUGAUUCACGAGAAGAUCUUAUGCAAGCAUUAUUGGCAUCUGCAUUUGUACCUGUAUUUUCUGGCUUAAUUCCACCAAAAUUUAAAGGAGUCCGAUACAUGGAUGGUGGUUUCAGUGAUAACUUACCAACAUUGGAUGAAAAUACAAUUACAGUGAGUCCAUUUUGUGGCGAAAGUGAUAUUUGUCCAAGAGAUGAUAGUUCACAAUUAUUUCAUAUAAAUGUAGCCAAUACUAGUAUUGAACUCUCAAAACAAAAUAUCUACCGUUUUGCAAGAAUAUUAUUUCCACCACGUCCCGAAGUUUUAUCAAAUAUGUGCAAGCAAGGUUUUGAUGAUGCUUUACGAUUUUUACAUCGUAAUAAUUUAAUAAGUUGUACAAGAUGUUUAUCCAUUCAAUCGACAUUCGUCGUCUCCGAAACAUUAGAUGAAAGCUAUGAAUAUGAUCCACAAUGCAAAGAAUGUAAAUUACACCGACAACAAGCUUUAUUAGGAAAUAUGCCAGACACAGUUUUAAGUAUAUUUCAAGAUGCGAUUGAAUCGGCAAAUAAAGGAUUGGUUAAUUGGGUAUUCAGACAUCGUGGAAUGAAGAUUUUAUCCGUAUUGACAUUACCCUAUACAUUACCUGUAGAUAUCGCUUAUGCCACAUAUUCCAAACUGACAUCUAAUCGCAAGGCAUAUGUAUCACAAUUAACUGAAACUAGUUUUACCAAUAUUAUUGGCAAUGCAUUUGAAACUCGUUCAUUUCAGUUUCGUACUGUGGGUAGUGUUUCAAUUCAAUGCGAGAAAAAAAGACAUAUCAAUCAAUAUUUAGCCCAUGAAAAACAAAGAUUAGUGACAGCCGCCCCCAAAAUGAAAACAAAUGUAUGGGAUAUUAGUAGUUACAUUUUAGAACAACUUGCCGCCAUAAUGAAUCGUAAUUCUUAUCGACAUGAAAAACAUAAUUCUAAAAUUAAUUGCAAAUUAGCGAUUACCCAAUACAAUGGAAAUACUGGUGAAAAUAUUCCAGAUUUACAGAAUAAAGUGAAUUUGGACUUUACAGUGAAUCUAGAUAAUAAUGAUUUUUGUCAAAGUCCAAUCAAUAAAGUAUUAUCACGUAGUCCAAGUGUGGUCAUGAAUAAAGUGGAAAUUGGUGAAGAUGAUACGUUUGAUACGAUCUUACAAGUUACAGCACAACAUGAAGCUAUUAUGGCGUACUAUUAUACUGACGAAAAUAAUAAAGUUAAUUGGACUGAAAUCUAUGAUAUGACAAAUGCGGAAUGCGAAGCAUUGCAUUCAGAGCAUGAAAAAGAAUUAAAUACACAAUUAGAAUACGAUGAUGACUGGAAUGAUAACGCAACGUGGAUGUCACAAAAUGCUAUCGAUGACAAAGAAUACUAUUAUGAAGAUGAUAAUAGUUUAGCGGGUGUGUCUGAUAUUUCGUUAGAAGAAAUAAUUGAACGUGAAUCAGCAAAUAUAUUCUCUGAUCCAGAAAGUGAAUGGAAUGCAUCGUCAUCAGUGAAAGUAACAAUUCCAGAAGAUAUUAAUUUACCAGAUUUACGACCAGAAUCCGAUCAACCAUCAGUUUUAUCAACGACCACAAGUACUUCACAUUAUAAAUCAUGUUUUACUGAUAUUUAAAAACAUUUUUCAUGUAUGUAGAUAAAAAUUUUGAAAAGACUUAACUAGAAAAAAAAAUGCAUUUCUUAAAUAAAUAGCCCAUCAUCCGAUCAUCUGAUCGAUACGAUGUUAGAAAAUUAUUUAAACUAAUUUAUCGUACAACUAUUUGAUUCGUAAGGGCGUCAGUAGAGCUCUACGGAAAUGCGG